AUGAACUACAUUAUCAUGUGCUUGAAUGAUGAUGACUUAAAUCCCUCUUGUUACAUAUUUGCAUCAGGAAUGUUUAAUGAUUUCUUAUACAAAAGUAGUGAAGCUGAACUUAAGCUAAUAACAGAUAUAGAUGAGUACUUGAUAGUUGAGAAAAGCAUUAGUAGAGAUAUGACAAUUGCAAGUUACUGUUAUGCCAAAGCUAAUAAUCCUAAAUAUGUGAUGACCCAAUAUAUGCCUAUAAAAAUAUUGAGAAAAGUAAGCCCAGAACAGGUUCUGAACAUACAAACAUCAGAAAAACAGAUAGUUCCAAAAGAAUGA
Molecule: messenger RNA, 318 nt
Organism: Funneliformis mosseae
Lineage: Eukaryota; Fungi; Glomeromycota; Glomeromycetes; Glomerales; Glomeraceae
Source: the annotation of a GenBank genome assembly